Molecule: messenger RNA, 1072 nt
Organism: Rhodofomes roseus
Lineage: Eukaryota; Fungi; Basidiomycota; Agaricomycetes; Polyporales; Fomitopsidaceae
Product: P-loop containing nucleoside triphosphate hydrolase protein
Exons: 4
Coding region: 77-919 (280 amino acids)
Biological process (GO): vesicle-mediated transport; intracellular protein transport
Cellular component (GO): cytoplasm; plasma membrane
Molecular function (GO): GTP binding
Source: RefSeq, a predicted model, not a curated record
AAACAACGUCUCGCCCGACUCGGAAGCAAGCCACGGAGUGUGACGCGUCCCUGGUCGCGCCGAAUCACCACUUAACAUGGAUCCUACAGAAGACAGCAUGCAUGUACCUGAACCGGAGGUUCUAUCUCUUGCGACGUUAUUCACGCCUCAAUUCCUCGUACUCUCAUCACUAGCCGUUGCAGUGAUACUCCUGGCAGUCGUUGCCUUCGUGUCACGCAGGAAAUCCAAUUUACGAGGCGAUGCCUUAUUACUCGUUGGUCCACCUGACGCGGGAAAGACUGCCAUCUUCUCGUCGCUUGUGUACAGACAGACAUUGCCAUCACAUACAUCCAUGCAACCAAACGUCUCGAGCAUGCAUUUGCAAGACAAGUCUCUACGAGUAGUCGACGUUCCUGGACACCCACGCAUCCGCGAUCAGUUCCGGGAAUAUAUGACGGAUGCUCAGGGUAUCGCAUUUGUUGUGGACUCAAGCACAGUGUCUAGAAAUGGUGCAGUGGUUGCCGAGCACUUGCACCAGAUCUUGCACGCCAUUGCAUCACUCCCUCCCUCACGGCCUACGCCAGCCCUAAUCAUUGUUGCGCACAAAGCAGACUUGCUCAAAUCCACGGCGCAGGCAACACCCGGGCAACUCGCCGUCAAUCGCGCAAGGGCAAUUCUCGAGCGGGAGCUUGAAAAGCGACGCGCGUCACAAGCUGGCGGAGUCGGUAUCGAAGGCUUGGGCGCAGAGGGCGCCGAGUCUGAGAUGGGCGGACUGGAGUGCAGUGGAAAUGGCGAGUUCAGAUUCGACGCAUGGGAAGGAGGCGAGAUUGUCUUUGUGGGCACCUCAGUGAACACGAAGCAGACGAACGGAGUGGUGGAUGAGAAGUCCGACGACAUCGAUGGUCUUGCACCUCUUGUACAAUGGAUAGAGGAAUUGUAGUACUACCUUAUGUAUUGACCAGAUGUGCACGGGUUCAGUGCGAACUUCCGCACCGUGCACAAUAUCGAGGAGGAUUUUGCCGUUCGGGCUCGGAGCGCCACGUAUGCCAAAUAUUGACAAACAGAUGGCAGCGUAUAAAUUUGCACGACGGAC